Knipowitschia caucasica is the source of this 1767-nucleotide messenger RNA. Lineage: Eukaryota; Metazoa; Chordata; Actinopteri; Gobiiformes; Gobiidae. The record is from the annotation of a GenBank genome assembly.
AUGGCGUCCCUUAACCGGGUUCGAGCUCUGGCGUUGAUUUUUUGGACUGUCACUGGCUGUUGUGUCACCCCCACAAGUGGCAAGGAAAACUCCGAAGACACGGUCAUCAUCGGGCUGCGCCUGGAGGAAACCGACGACAUUUCUUUCAUGGAUAGGGGCUACCUGCGGGUGAGUGAGCGCUCCCGCGUCAAACUCAGGGUGUACGGCCAGAACAUCAACAACGAGACGUGGUCCCGAAUAGCUUUCACUGAACAUGAGCGCAGCAGACCCGGGGGGAGCGCUGACAGCCCCUCUGGGGAGAGCCAUGAGGACCUGUCCGGCUCUCACCCCUGUGGCAUCAGGACGUCAGAUAUCAUUAUUUUGCCCCACAUUACUUUAAGUCGAAAGACGUCAGGAGUAGUUGAAAUUGAGGUCAAACCUCUGAGAAAGACAGAGCGAAGCAAAUCUUAUUACCUUUGCGUGGCCACGUCGACUCCCGCAGGGUCCUAUGACCCGUGGACAGAGAACACCUGGAUCUACCAUGACGGGGAAGACACCAAAGUGAUAGUGGUGGAGGAGAAAAAGUUUCUGCUGCCUUUCUGGCUACAGGUCAUCUUCAUCUCUAUGCUGUUGUGCUUGUCUGGGAUGUUCAGUGGUUUGAACCUAGGGCUUAUGGCUCUGGAUCCCAUGGAGCUCCAGAUUGUCCAAAAUUGUGGCACUGAGCGGGAGAAAAACUAUGCCAAAAAGAUUGAGCCUGUUCGGAGCCAAGGGAAUUACUUGUUGUGUUCUCUUCUUUUGGGGAAUGUGUUGGUGAACACCACGCUGACGAUCCUGCUGGACGACAUAGCAGGGUCAGGGCUGAUUGCUGUGGUCAUGUCCACUAUUGGAAUAGUCAUUUUUGGGGAGAUUGUUCCACAGGCCAUCUGCUCCAGACAUGGGUUGGCAGUGGGAGCUAACACAAUCUUUCUCACAAAAUUCUUCAUGCUGCUCACCUUUCCAGCAUCCUACCCCGUCAGCAAACUCCUGGACUACCUGCUGGGACAAGAGAUUGGCACUGUUUACAACCGGGAGAAGCUGCUGGAGAUGCUGCGUGUGACAGACCCCUACAAUGACCUUGUGAAGGAGGAGCUGAACAUCAUCCAAGGUGCUUUGGAGCUCAGAACUAAAACUGUGGAGGACGUGAUGACCCCUCUGAGAGAUUGCUUCAUGAUCCCAGCUGACGCCACCCUGGACUUCAACACCAUGUCUGAGAUUAUGAAGAGUGGCUACACUCGGAUCCCCGUGUUUGAGGGCGAAAGGUCUAAUAUCGUGGAUUUGCUGUUUGUCAAAGACCUGGCCUUUGUGGACCCUGAUGACUGCACCCCACUCAAAACUAUCACCAAGUUUUACAGCCACCAGCUGCACUUUGUCUUCAAUGACACCAAGCUGGAUGCAAUGCUGGAGGAAUUUAAAAAAGACUGCUCCUCUCAGACUGCUCCUCCUCUCAGACUGCUCCUCUCUGACUGCUCCUCUCUGACUGCUCCUCUCAGACUGCUCCUCUCAGGCCUGAGAGGAGCUCCUCCUCUCAGGCUGCUCCUCUCAGACUGCUCCUCUCAGACUGCUCCUCUCAGACUGCUCCUCUCAGGCUGCUCCUCUCAGACUGCUCCUCCUCUCAGGCUGCUCCUCUCAGACUGCUCCUCCUCUCAGACUGCUCCUCUCAGGCUGCUCCUCUCAGACUGCUCCUCCUCUCAGGCUGCUCCUCUCAGACUGCUCCUCUCUGACUGCUCUUCUCUGACUGCUCCUCUCUGA